Toxotes jaculatrix (banded archerfish) is the source of this 2960-nucleotide messenger RNA. It is a transcript of the gene med15, whose product is annotated as mediator complex subunit 15. Gene Ontology annotation, biological process: regulation of DNA-templated transcription. The transcript has 18 exons. Lineage: Eukaryota; Metazoa; Chordata; Actinopteri; Toxotidae. Bases 80 to 2476 code for a protein of 798 amino acids. Gene Ontology annotation, molecular function: transcription coregulator activity. The record is from RefSeq and is a predicted model, not a curated record.
UUGGAGCGGAACAAGGAAGAGGAGAGGGAAAACAUUCAACUCCGGUGGAAAAAUCCUCGAAUAAGACAGAAUUGGUGCGAUGGAAGUCCCGGGACCGGACAGCGACUGGAGGAGUCCCCAGUUCCGACAGAAAGUCGUCGCUCAGAUUGAAGAGGCCAUGAGGAAAGCAGGAACUGCACACACCAAGUCUAGCAACGACAUGGAGAACCACGUUUAUGUCAAAGCCAAAUCCAGAGAGGAGUAUUUGUCUCUGGUCGCGAGGCUGAUCAUACACUUCAGAGACAUCCACAAGAAGACCAUGGGAGGUCCAGAUCCCAUGAAUACCCUGACUAACCUGACAGGGGUUGGAGGGGGCCCAGGCGCCAUUGGCAUGGGGCCUCGCCCCACUGGUGCUCCAGUGGGUGGCAUGGGGGCCAUGGGGCCGAUGCAUGCCAUGGCAGGGGUGGCUGGAAACCCACAAGCCAUGGGGGGUCCAGGCCAGAUGCCAAUGCAGCAGAUGGUGCAGGCGCAGCAGCAACAGCAGCAGCAGCAGCAGCAGUCCCUCCAGUUUCAGCAGUUUCAGCAGGCCCAGCAGCAGCAGCAGAACGUCAUGCAGCAGCAGCAGUUUCAGGUUCAGCAGCUGAGAGCGCAGCUGCAGCAGCAGCAGCAGCAGCAGCAGCAGCAGCAGCAACACCACCACCAGAACCAGCAGCUCCAGCAGCAACAGCAGCAGCAGGCCCAGAACCAGCAGCAGCAGAACCAGAUGCACCAGACGAGGAUUCAGCAGCAACAGCAGCAGCAGAUGGUGCAGCUACAACUCCAGCAUCAGGCUCAGGCUCAGGCUCAGGCCCAGGCCCAGGCUCAGGCUCAGGCUCAGGCUCAGGCUCAGGCCCAGGCCCAGGCCCAGGCCCAGGCCCAGGCUCAGGCCCAGGCUCAGGCUCAGUCCAUUCAACAAAUGGUUCAUCAGCAGCAGCAGGUUCAGGGUCAGCCUCAGCCGGGCCAGAUGCCUCCACACUCUCAGCAGCAGCAGCAGCAGUCCGGCAUGGUGCCUCAGUCCCUGCCUGGACAGAUGACAUCUGCUCAGCACGUUCCCAUCAACUCACUGAGUCAGCAGCAGCAGCAGCAGCAGCAGUUCAAGAUCCAGGCUUUGCAGCAGGCCCGUGCAGCGUUGCAGCAGCAGCAGCAGGCCCAGCAUGCACAGCAGGCAGCGCAGCAAGCUCAGCAGGCCGCAGCACAGGCGCAGCUCAACGCAGCUGCUGCAGCCGCCGGACCUGGACAGUUGGUUCGUCCAGGGAUGGCCCUUCCCACCCGGGUGCCACGAGCCGCCCUCAACCCUUCCAUCCCUCCUUCAAACGCUGCCGCCGCCGCCGCUGCCGCCGCCGCCGCCGCUGCUGCAGUGGGAGGACAGCAGAUGACGCAGCAGGUACAGCAGCAUUCAGUGAUGUCAUCGCCCUCACCUGUGCAGGUCCAGACGCCGCAGUCGAUGCCGCCUCCUCCUCAGCCGUCACCCCAGCCCCCCACAUCACAGCCCAACUCGGCCAGCUCUGGUCCCACACCAUCUCCAGGGGGGUUCCAGCCCAGCCCGUCCCCUCAGCCCUCACAGAGCCCCGCCACUGCCCGGACCCCCGUGAACUAUGGAGUCCCCUCUCCUGGACCGCUCAACACUCCAGGUAACCCCAGCUCAGUGAUGAGUCCAGCCGGAGCCACGUCCCUGGAGGACCAGCAGUACAUGGAGAAACUCAAACAGCUCUCCAAAUACAUCGAACCUCUGCGCAGGAUGAUCAACAAGAUCGACAAGAACGAAGACAGAAAGAAGGACCUGAGUAAGAUGAAGAGUCUGCUGAACAUCCUGACGGAUCCAACGACCAGGUGUCCUCUGAGGACUCUGCAGAAAUGUGAAAUCGCUUUAGAGAAGCUGAAGAACGACAUGGCUGUGCCCACCCCCCCUCCCCCUCCUGUGGCCACCAAGCAGCAGUAUCUGUGUCAGCCGCUGCUGGACGCCGUCAUGGCCAACAUCCGCUCUCCAGUCUUCAACCACUCCCUGUACCGAACCUUCGCCCCCGCCAUGGCCGCCAUCCACGGACCCCCCAUCACGGGUCCCAACAUCUCUGGUCGCAAGAGGAAGCACGAGGAGGACGAGCGGCAGACCAUUCCCAACAUCCUGCAGGGAGAGGUGGCUCGCCUCGACAUCAAGUUCCUGGUCAACCUGGAUCCUUCCUACUGCAGCAACAACGGCACCGUGCACCUCGUCUGCAAACUGGACGAUAAAAACCUCCCCAGCGUUCCUCCCCUGCAGCUCAGCGUUCCUGCCGAUUAUCCCGACCAGAGUCCUCACUGGGCCGACGACAGGGAUCAGUACGGUGCAAACAGCUUCCUGCAGACCGUCCACAGGAACAUGACGUCCAAACUGCUGCAGCUACCGGACAAACACUCAGUGACGGAGCUGCUCAACGCCUGGGCUCAGAGCGUCCGCCAGGCCUGUCUGUCUGCGGCCUGAGGCCCCGCCCACUGCUCACCUGACAUCACCUGCUGCGGCCACAGUAACACACACACACAGUGUGCAUGAACACUACAUUCUCAUCUGAUCUCCGACCAGUCUCCUCUGUCUAUUAACGUCCUGCUAGGACGCACUAGUCGCCACUGUAUUCAGAAGUCCAUUAGUGAGACAGCAGAUUUUAGGCAGAGCCGCUUGUAGAUAAUAUUUACACGUAUGUUUCUGCAGCGACGGGUCGGUUUAACUCUUCCACAGGUAACAUGAAGGGAAACCGACAUGGAAACAGCUCGACAGUCUUUUAUCCCAGCUUAUAUUCUGCUCCCUGAAUGCAUCAUGAGUUUGUUUGUGUUUAUUAUUUAGUUGGAAUGAGUUUGUGGUUUGUAGCACAGAGAAGUGCUGAUGUGGGCAAAAGGUUUGAACACUUUGGUUUUCAAAGUGAAAAUAUAACUGUAUUUUUUUCUAUUGCAAAUAAAAAUGUUUAAGUUCA